This is a messenger RNA of Asparagus officinalis (garden asparagus), 1891 nucleotides long. RefSeq lists its product as uncharacterized. The record is from RefSeq and is a predicted model, not a curated record. The annotation marks the transcript as partial. The transcript is spliced from 2 exons. Lineage: Eukaryota; Viridiplantae; Streptophyta; Magnoliopsida; Asparagales; Asparagaceae.
UUAUCGUUUCGCGUGCACGAAAUUCGUAGGUUUAAUUAGACUUUAACUACAAAAUCCUAUUUGUUAUUAGGAUUUCGAGUCCAAGUGCUUAAUUUCCCUUUUUCCGAUAUUUCGUGUAUAUAUAUCGUACCUGAUGUACUGCUCUUCAUUGCAGAUUCCCGAUGUCUCCCCGUCGGUCUCGACCUUCCGGGAGUCACCCUUGCUCGCAGCAUGGCAUGGAGGAGGCUCCUACGACAUCGUCUCCAGUGACCUCCUGCUUUGGGGUCGAUUUUCCCGGUGGUAGCUUUCCUGUUCAUGCGAACACCGGUUGCAGCCGUGAGGUCUUUUCGUCGACUUCUGCUAGGCGGGUGGUUGAUCCGUUCCCGCAGUUUGACAGGGAUCGUUCAGACGAGUCCUGUCGCCUGAUACGAGAUGGGGGGCGUCACUGUUUACGCCAGCUCAUUACUGACGCUCCUUUUACCGCGGAUGCUACGUCCACCCAGGCUUUGAAGAAGCCGGACUUCUUGUUCGGUGAUCAUGUGGAGGAUCCCGACACAUUGACUUUCUCAGAGGAGCAUUGGCUAAAUCUUGAAGAGAGUGCCCUUCUAUAUAUUCCUUCCGUUCCUCGUCAUUGUUCCUUUACUCAUCUGGAGGGACAAGUUGUGGAAAGACGGAUGUCUUGGGACCUCACUGAUGACGCUGUGCGGGUUCAGUGUGGGUAUGUUUCUCAUGGGAAGACCCCUGGUUCAGGCGGAUAUCAUCCUGUUCGUGGUCUACGACCCGGGAUCAUGGGCCUUGACGCCGCACCCCCAGACGAGAUGUUUACAGUUGCUUCUACAGUGAGGAACAGGUUGGCUCUCCUCGGGAGAAGGCUUCCUCACCCGGAGUUCCGAUGCUAUGGUUGGGCUUCUUCUUUACCCAAGGGGUGGUGGCCCCGUAUGACCGACUAUGUCUUGGGCCAUUGGGAGAAGAUUCUGAAGAGCAGUGGCCUGUAUGUGCCUAUACGGGCUACUAUGUAUGGACUCCCCGUCAGCUGCCGCCAUUUCUUGGCAUUGUUGGAGACGUACAUGCCUGAUAGCAACACCUUUCUGACCGGUGACGGAGAGUUGGGGUUAGCUCUCCAUGAGAUGCAUCAGGUUUCCGGUCUUCUGAUGGGAGAUUACCCCUAUCAGGAGUACUUUCCUUCGAACCAGCAGUUGUGGCGGUUGAAGCAUGAUGAUCCCGAUAUGUAUGCUACCCUCUGGGACCUCACCUGUCACUAUCAUACUGCCUUGAUCCAGAUUUCUCCUCCCGCGAAGACCAAGAGGAAGAUUAGCUUGAAGCAGUUCGCCACUUAUCUGUUCCAGAACUUGGAGGGUAGUUCCAGUGAUCCUGUUCGUGAGCGAGAUAUUUUGACUGUCACUGCCGUUAACGAGUUGGUGGAGAAGAGCGGGGCCCAAUCCUAUACCAUUGCCAGCGCUGAGGGAGCUUUCCCCGCGGGAACCAAGUUUCGUUCGUUCCUUUGCCGAGCGCAGAAGUCCAUCGAGCCUCGGUCUCUGUUGGCAGGCUAUCUUGCACUCUGGUUGAAGAAGUGCGUUGUUCCUUACCAGUCUUCGGAUGCCUUACCUCUUGAGGUGCUUUUUCCCGCGGUUCAGUUGGCUUAUGGGAAAGAGCUUUCUUUGCUCCCGGCGAUGGUUGCCAGCAUUCUUUGCGGGCUUAGGAGUGUGGUCCGUAGCUUUACUCAGGUGGGUCCUGAGCCAUCUACUGGGCUUAUCUGUCCUAAGGUUGAGCUUCCCUAUGCAUAUCUGAUGGCAUGGCUCGUUCUUCAUCGCCCUGACCUGAUGUCAGCGCCUAGUGCUGUUGAUGUUCCCGUCCCAUAUCUGCAGCUGUUGGAGAAGAGCAGAUGGCUCGGGAAGAAAUUUGAAGACGUUCA